Messenger RNA from Oryzias latipes (Japanese medaka), 1861 nucleotides. RefSeq names its product centrosomal protein 43 (gene cep43). Gene Ontology annotation, biological process: microtubule anchoring. Gene Ontology annotation, cellular component: centrosome. Lineage: Eukaryota; Metazoa; Chordata; Actinopteri; Beloniformes; Adrianichthyidae. The record is from RefSeq and is a predicted model, not a curated record.
GAGAAGAAGAAGAAAAGGAGGAAGAAGAGACACACACACACACCUGCGGUUUUCUGUUAGCAUAGCUUCAGGUGAACAUGUCUGCUGCGGAAGAUGACACGGAAUUGCGGGACCUGGUGAUCCAGAACUUGGAGAAUAGUGGAGUCCUGAACAAGAUGAAGGCGGAGAUGAGGGCUGCAGUGUUUCUGGCCAUGGAGGACCAAGAUAGACUGGAGAACAAAGUCCCGCUCGUCAAUGAAAGCCUAAAGAAGUGUCUGAACAGCAGAGACGGUCGCCUGGCAGUGGCUUUCAUCGUGGACUUCCUGCAGGUCUUCAGCUUGGAUUUCAGCCUGGCGGUGUUCCUGCCAGAGAUCAACUCUCCAAACGGUGUGGACAGCAGGGAGGUGGUCUGCAGAGAGCUGGGUCUUCGGGACUCUGAGGUGGACAAGAGCUCUCCGUUGCUGCUGGAGCUCCUCAGAACUGCACCACGCCCCCCCCAACAGGAACUCUCCCAGAACCAACUCCAAAAUGUUCAGAAGACCUUUGACCUUUACAAGAAUCAGAGUGGCCUGCUGCAAAGGCGAGAUUUGAAGAGCAUUUUCACAGAUCUGCUCCCGAGUUUGAAUCAGCACGACUUGGAGAAGUUCUUCGCCAAUGAGCUUCAGGCAGCAGACCAGGAGAUGGACUUCCAGUUCUUCCUGCUGUUGUUCAAGCGUCUCCUCCCUCGCUGUAGUCAUGCGGACGGCGUGCCGGUGUUCCCUGCAGACAAUGAAGAUCUUCAGCAGCUAACAACCUCCCCCAACCAGAAGCAGGAGCACUUAGACCUGGACUUGAAUGCAGUGGUAAAUCUUGAAGAAGAGGACUCGUUCUUCGACGAUCCUCUUCCGAAGCCUCAGAAGACGUAUGGCUGUCCAACAUCUUCAGCUGGAGAGAAGGACUUUCCAGAAAAGACCCAGUCACAGCAGUGGACGGGCCCCGCUGAGACCAGGGGGAGUCAUGCAGAGUCGCUGUCUGGGGCUCUAAGGCCAGGAGGAAGAGGAGGGGCUGGCAGCAGAAAGGGAGCCUCAGACUCCAGGGACGGGAGCUUCAGGGCCCCCAGUGACAGAACAGACGAGGACUUCGAGUAUGACGAUGACUUCCACAGCCAUCGCUCCGAGCUCUCCAAGAGUGAGCAAAGCAUCGAUGAGGAGAUUCAGGAAGUUUCCAUUGAGGGCCCUGACAGCAGCGACAAGCUUGAAGAAACUACGCUGGACGUGAGCGUGUCGCAGCUCAGCCAGGCUGACGCCGCUGAUUUCAUGGAGGACGUGUCGUGAGGGUGUCGGUGUGGCCUCUGCCUUUGCAGUAAAGGCCUGUGCUGCUGGCCUGACGAGGGAGCGUCUCCUGACCAGGAUCUGCAGCGGUCAAUCAGUCAUAUCCACUUCUACAGAUCUGAAAAGCUGCUGUCCUCUCCUCAUGCCUCCCUUUCCACACUGCACAUGUAUGUUCAUGCUGACCUGGUGGGACUGAUCUGAUCUCACAUGAGACUUCUGCUCUCCAGCUUUCACCUUCCUGAAGCUGCUCUUUUGUGGUGGUUCUGGUUCUGAGGCUGCUCAAUCCCUGCAGAAAGAGAUGCUCUCCAUCUGUGAUGUAGAGAAGCUGCAGUGUGCACGUGAGCGUGCACACUGCAGCUGAAAGAGGAAGGCAGAGUUGAGUUUCAUUUGUUCGCCUCUGAACUGCUGUCAGACUGAUCAGAGCACCUCAGCACCAGCAGCUCCUGCUCAUCCAGACCACCCCACCGAGUCCUGCACAUCGAGAGUCCGGCCGCUGCCGCACAGGUCCGUCCAGCUCGGUUCUUUCUCUGUCCUGUUUCUUACCUGCUGAUUAAAUCUCUGACUGAAAGUUU